This is a messenger RNA of Chanos chanos (milkfish), 2078 nucleotides long. It is a transcript of the gene rhpn2, whose product is annotated as rhophilin, Rho GTPase binding protein 2. Gene Ontology annotation, molecular function: protein binding. Gene Ontology annotation, biological process: negative regulation of stress fiber assembly; signal transduction. The record is from RefSeq and is a predicted model, not a curated record. The coding region runs from base 8 to 2065 and encodes 685 amino acids. NCBI's taxonomy places the organism in Eukaryota, Metazoa, Chordata, Actinopteri, Gonorynchiformes, Chanidae. The transcript is spliced from 15 exons.
UUCAGAUAUGACGGACGCUCUCAUACCCAACGGAUGCAAGAACAAUGGAGCGGUGGAGAACAGUCAAUUUAGAAAGGGUAACAAUCCUUUACUCCAGACUGGUCGCAGUAAGCUGCAGAAUAGGAGGGCCAGUCUGAACCAGCAGAUCAUCAAACAGAUGAGGAUGAGAGCAGGUGCAGAGAAUCUCCUCAAGGCAACUUCUAACAAUAAAGUGCGUGACAUGGUGGUGCUGGAGUUGAGCUACGUCAACUCCAACCUUCAGCUUCUUAUGGAGCAAUUGGAGGGUCUCAACAGUUCUGUGGAAGUCUACCAGGAUGUGCAGGAGACGUGUAACAUCCCUUUAAUCCCUCUGGGUUUGAAGGAGACCAAAGAGGUGGAUUUUUCCGUGCCCUUCAAGGACUUUAUUCUGGAACACUACAGUGAAGAUGGCACCAACUACCAAGAGGAGAUUCAUGACCUUAUGGAUAUGAGACAGGCCUGUCGCACGCCCAGCCGCAGUGAUGCUGGUAUCGACCUGUUGGCGAACUACCUGAGUCAGCUGUCUCUGCUCGACAGUCGUUUCUUCGCCCCUAACCGACAGAUGGGCAUUUUCUUCACAUGGUAUGACUCCUUCACAGGCGUGCCCGUGUGUCAGCAGAACAUCUCUCUGGAGAAAGCCAGUGUGCUGUUUAACAUGGCAGCCCUGUACACCCAGAUCGGGACGCGGUGUGAUCGGCAAAAACGCGGCGGGCUAGAUGACGCUGCCGCAGCCUUCCAGAGAGCCGCAGGUGUUCUGCACCACCUGAAGGAGACCUUCACACACACGCCCAGUUACGACAUGAGCCCGGCCAUGCUGAGCAUGCUCAUAAAGCUGAUGCUGGCCCAGGCCCAGGAGUGUCUGUUUGAGAGGAUGACCCUCCACGGAAUCCGCAACGAGUUCCUGGCACUGCUCAAGGUCGCCCAGGAGGCCGCCAAGGUUGGGGAGAUGUAUGACCAGGUUCACCAGUCAAUGAUCCAGACUCCCAUUAAAGACAACGUGCCUUUCUUCUGGUCCACCAUGUGUCAAGUGAAGGCUAACCACUACCGUUCCAUCGCACACUACUUCAUCUCCACUGCCCUGCUGGACCAUCAGCUAAGCCCCAGCGACGAUGAGGACCAACAGGAGAAAGCUCUUUCCCAGCUGUACGACUCCAUGCCAGAUGGUCGCUCUCCGCUCGACAUCCUCAGAAAAGGAGAGGAGAGACAGCGUAUAGGCAAAGCCCACCUGCGCAGGGCGAUCUUGGAUCACGAGGAGGCGCUGAGGAUCCACGGCCUGUGCCGUCACCUCCGCAAGCUGGAAGUCCUCCGCGACAUCCUGGAGGCGGCCCACAAACGCUCGCUCGCCAAGUUAACCGAAAACGAAACCGAGGACGAGUUCGUCGACUACCUGGAGGCUCCCGACAUUAUCUCUAAAACAGAGCACAAAGCAGAGAUGGAAGUGCCAGUGUCCACUAAGGUGAAAGUCAAAGAUUUGUUCCACCGGCUGGGCCCCCUGUCCGUGUUCUCGGCUAAACAGCGGUGGACGGCUCCACGCACGGUCCGGCUGAAGGUGGAGGACCGGGACUUUGGCUUCACUCUGAAAGGAGACGCACCCGUCCAGGUGCAGUCUCUGGACCCCCUGUGUGCAGCCGCGAUGGAUGGGCUGAAAGAGGGUGAUUACCUGGUUGCCAUUGGCGACGUGGACUGUAAGUGGAUGGGGGUGACUGAUGUCCUGAAACUGCUGAAGGAUGUGGACGAGGAGGGCAUAGACAUCAAAGUGGUCAGCUCGUUGGACAGCAACCCAUCCAUGCCAACGAAGAGUGCCACAUACUCCGGCGGGCUGCCUAAGACCUACUCCAUGAUCUGCCUGGCCUUUGACGACGACGACAAGAACCCCAAAGGCAGGAAGGUGACCAAGAAAAUGUCCUUCCUCAGCUGGGGCCUGAAGAACAAACACAAGAGCGCCAGCACUCUGAGCCUGCCCACCGCCGACUACAGCGGCGCACUGCCCUGGAACAAGCCCUGUCCCACCUUCCCCAGUUCCUACAACGACAGCGCCCUGUAUUAGACCUGCAGGUCCG